Sphenostylis stenocarpa is the source of this 210-nucleotide messenger RNA. The record is from the annotation of a GenBank genome assembly. NCBI's taxonomy places the organism in Eukaryota, Viridiplantae, Streptophyta, Magnoliopsida, Fabales, Fabaceae.
AUGCUCAACGUGGUUGGUUGCGUGGAUGGUUCUUUUCUUUGGAAGACAUUGAUAUUAAUUGCUUCAGUGGAAAACCAAAAAAGGGAUAAGAUCAAAGUGUAUAACAAAUGUGCUGGCCCUUACAGAAAUAGUUUUUUCAAAACUUCCCUGUGGGAGCAAUACUUUGUUGUUGUGACUUGUGAUGAUGGGCGUCUUCAGAAUUUGCAGUAG